AUGCAUUAUGGUCCACCGACCACUUUGCAUGCCAUCCCUCGAGCAUCCGUGCUGCUCCGUGUAGACACGCUCCGACCUGAUCGUUUCGAGGCUCGCCAGUCCCAGUUCCAGCUUGGCAUCCAUCGCUACAGUGUCGGCUUAGCCGAAAGAGACAACACGAUGCUCAGCCGCCAUCCAUCAACAUCUCCAGACUCUUCAUCCAACCCAUCGGCCGACUCUCCAUUCGUGCCAUCACUGUUGCAUCGAGGCUGGCAGCAAUCGAAGCGCACUGUCAAGGUUGGAAUCACCGGAAAGUACGGUACCCGUUACGGUGCCUCGCUCCGUCGCCAGAUCAAGAAGAUCGAGAUCUCGCAGCACUCCAAGUACACUUGCACCUUCUGCGGCAAGGACUCGGUCAAGCGCAAGGCCGUCGGCAUCUGGGAGUGCCGCGCCUGCAAGAAGGUCAUGGCCGGCGGCGCCUGGACCCUCAGCACCUCGGCUGCUGCCACCGUCCGAUCCACCAUCCGACGUCUCCGUGAGCUCACCGAGGCCUAA
Moesziomyces antarcticus is the source of this 534-nucleotide messenger RNA. Its product is annotated as 60S ribosomal protein L37. The record is from RefSeq and is a predicted model, not a curated record. Bases 1 to 534 code for a protein of 177 amino acids. Gene Ontology annotation, biological process: translation. Gene Ontology annotation, molecular function: structural constituent of ribosome. The transcript has 4 exons. Lineage: Eukaryota; Fungi; Basidiomycota; Ustilaginomycetes; Ustilaginales; Ustilaginaceae. Gene Ontology annotation, cellular component: ribosome.